AUGGGUGAUCCAACUGUGACAACUCGUCGUCAAAGUUUUCAAUCAAAAUCUACUAAAAAAACUCAUAAAGAAAUUAGAUUUGGUUCUUAUGUAUUAGGAUCAACUUUAGGUGAAGGUGAAUUUGGUAAAGUUAAAUUAGGUUGGAAAAAAGAUGGUUCUCAACCUUCUCAAGUUGCCAUCAAAUUCAUUCGUCGUGAUUCUAUACCAAGAGGAAGUGAAAGAGAAAGUAAAGUUCAUAGAGAAAUCAAUGCUUUAAAAAGAUUAUCACAUCCAAAUAUUGUUACUUUAGAAGAAGUCUUACAAAAUGAUAAAUAUAUUGGUAUUGUCUUAGAAUAUGCUUCUGGUGGUGAAUUAUUUGAUUAUAUUUUACAACAUAGAUAUCUUAAAGAUUCAUUAGCUUGCCGAUUAUUUUCUCAACUGGUUAGUGGUGUACAUUAUAUGCAUUCAAAAGGUAUAGUUCAUAGAGAUUUAAAAUUAGAAAAUUUAUUAUUAGAUAAACAUAAAAACAUUAUAAUUACAGAUUUUGGUUUUGUUAAUAGUUUUGGUCCAUAUAAUGAUUUAAUGAAAACUUCAUGUGGUUCCCCAUGUUAUGCAGCUCCAGAAUUAGUUAUUUCAAAUGAACCUUAUGAAUCUAAAAAAGUUGAUGUAUGGUCUUGUGGUGUUAUAUUAUAUGCUAUGCUGGCUGGUUAUUUACCAUUUGAUGAUGAUCCACAAAAUCCAGAUGGUGAUAAUAUUGCAAGAUUAUAUCAAUAUAUUACAAAUACUCAUUUAACUUUCCCUGAAUAUAUUGAACCAAUGCCUAGAGAUUUAUUAAGAAGAAUUUUAGUACCAAAUCCAAAGAAAAGAUUAACUUUAAGAGAAGUUAGAGGUCAUCAAUGGUUAGCUCCUCAUGCUCCAUUUUUAUCAGUUACACCUGCAGAAUGGGAUAAAAAUUAUAAAACAAAUAAUGAAUAUAAUGCAAAUAUUGUUAAAACUCAACGCAAUUUAGCUGUUAAGAAUGAAAUUAGAAGAUAUUCAUUAAUUGAUACUACAUCUGCUUCAUUACAAAAUCAUAAUGUUUCAAAUCAUUUUUUUUCAAAUCCUUUACCUCCUCAAACUUCAUCAAAUCAUGCUAUUGCAUUACCUUCAUCAACUUCAUCUACAUCUAUUAAUGAACAAUUAAGAUUUAGUCCAAAAGGUCAUCACAGAUCAAGUUCUGUUCAAUCUUAUAGUUCAGCCUCAUUAGCUUUACAAGCUGUUGUUGAUGCUGAUGAAACUAGACAUACACCAAUUCCUUCAAAUCAACAAGGUCAACAACCUGAUAUGAAACGCCGUAAUUCUGAUACAAGAAGACCAAGUGCUCCAUUUAUUCAAGGUAUUCCGAGAUCAACUACUCAUACUGGUAUUCCAACUUUAGGUGAUGUUAGAGAUACAAGAAUUAAAGAAACUAUUCAAGAACAAACUCCAUUGAAUCCAUCUUUCAAAACUCCAAAUUUUGCUGUUCCAAAAAUUCCAAAAACUUCAGAUACUUGUCAUAAUAGUAAUGCUAAAUUACCGGGUCCUGGUCCAAAUGGUAGAAAACCAAGACCAACCUCUUAUCAUCCAGGUUUAUAUUCAUUAACUGGUAAUAAUCAACUCUCACCAACCGGAUUUGAUUCCUCAAAUUCACCAGUUAUAAGAUCAGAAUCAACAAAUUCAAUUUCCUCUUUAACAAAUGGUAAAAUUAGUCAACCAUCAGUUGAUCUAAGUUCUGCAGAAGGUGAUAUUAUUAAACCAAAAUCUCCAAAUAUUUUAUCAUCAAAGAAAUUUUCAGUUGAUGAAUCUGAUGAAAAUAUUUCUGAAAAAUUGAUUAAUCUAAAAUCUGAUGAAAGUUUUGAAAAUAAUGAAUAUAAUAAUGACAAUGAUACUAAUACCACUAAUAAUAACAACAAUAAUAACAUUAAUGAAAAAGAAUCAACAUCUAAUAAUGAAAAAACUGUCAAAUCUUCAUCUACGGUUAAUAGUUCAUCUUAUAAUGAUAAAAAGAAAAAUAGAUAUAGUGCUGUUAUUGCUGCUGAAAUUGUUCUUGAUAAAAUAUUUGGUUCUAGUGGAUCAAAUGAUGAUUCUAAAAACAAAUUGAAUGAAUCUUCUGAUAAUUUACAAAGAUCUCAAUCUCAUACAUCAAGUGUUCAUUCAAACAAUUCAAAACCUUCAAAUUUAUCAACAAAUACUAAAAAUACAUCAGUUCAAGAAUCUCCUGAUCAACAAUUUAAAAAGCAUUCAAAUAAUUCUAAAACAAGACUCACAAGUGGUUCAAGUUCUGAUGUUAAUAAUUUAUCAACUUCAAAUAGUAAUAGAACCAAAAGAUUUAGUUUCUUACAAGGAUUUUAUGGUAAUAAUUCAAAUGAAAACACAGCACCUUCAUCAACUCAAUCACAACAAAUUCACCAACAACAUCAACAACGCCCAAGAAUUUCAGAAUCAAACUCAUCAAAUACAACAACUACAACAUCAACAAGAAAAGUUUUAGAACCAUCGAAUGAAAUUAAUAUUCCAAGAAAAUCUCAACAAACAAAUAGAGAAAAUAGAAAAUCAACAAUUGAUUAUCCAAAUUCUCAAAGAAAAGAACCAUCAACUGCUAAAAAGGUUAUGGAUUUCUUUAAAAGAAGAAGUAUGCGUGUCGGUUGA
Hansenula ciferrii is the source of this 2646-nucleotide messenger RNA. RefSeq lists its product as uncharacterized. The transcript has a single exon. Gene Ontology annotation, cellular component: cytoplasm. Lineage: Eukaryota; Fungi; Ascomycota; Saccharomycetes; Phaffomycetales; Wickerhamomycetaceae. The coding region runs from base 1 to 2646 and encodes 881 amino acids. The record is from RefSeq and is a predicted model, not a curated record. Gene Ontology annotation, biological process: microtubule cytoskeleton organization; protein phosphorylation; intracellular signal transduction. Gene Ontology annotation, molecular function: tau-protein kinase activity; ATP binding; protein serine/threonine kinase activity.